This is a messenger RNA of Orussus abietinus, 1266 nucleotides long. Its product is annotated as homeobox protein bagpipe. Gene Ontology annotation, cellular component: nucleus. Gene Ontology annotation, molecular function: DNA-binding transcription factor activity, RNA polymerase II-specific; RNA polymerase II cis-regulatory region sequence-specific DNA binding. The transcript has 3 exons. Bases 37 to 1059 code for a protein of 340 amino acids. Gene Ontology annotation, biological process: regulation of transcription by RNA polymerase II; cell differentiation. The record is from RefSeq and is a predicted model, not a curated record. NCBI's taxonomy places the organism in Eukaryota, Metazoa, Arthropoda, Insecta, Hymenoptera, Orussidae.
UCCAAUUUAUUGGAUCGUUAUCGAAGCUCCGCAACAAUGGAGGAGAUCAGGAGAGGGGAUCUUCUAGACUCUGCGAAGCAAUCCCAACAUUUGCAACCGACUCCCUUCAGCAUUGCUGACAUUUUGAACAGAACUAAUUCACCUUCCGAGCUGGAAAGACGAAGAUUCGAGGUGAAUGAUUCCAAGGAAGGUGAAGAGUGCUCCCAGGGAGAGAGCAAGGAUGAGAAUUGCCAGGACGAUGUCAGGAUCCUGCAGGACUCCCAGCUCUUCCAGAAUUGCAGAUUGUCUUCGAGAGAUCUGAAUGUCUCCAGGGAGCUGGAUAUUUUGAGAAGGAAUCUUGCUCAAGCCAGCUUGUCCAAUUUUAGGGGAAUUCCGGGUUUGGCGACGAAUAAUGUCGAGUUUGUCGAGUCUUUGGGUCCUGUGGCUGGGGCUUAUCAGGUCGGUGAUAACAGGGACUCCAUACACAGGCAGCAGGACAAGGCCUUGGACAUGAGCAAGAGCAAGUACUUUGAUAGUGCGGAGGUGAACUCAUACAAAAUCGAGUCCCAGGACCAAACAUCCCACGGGAGGAAAAAACGAAGCAGAGCUGCAUUUUCGCAUGCACAGGUCUACGAAUUGGAAAGAAGAUUCGCUGCUCAAAAGUAUCUAUCUGGUCCAGAAAGAGCAGAUUUGGCACGAGGUCUGAAACUUACGGAGACCCAAGUGAAAAUUUGGUUCCAAAAUCGAAGGUACAAAACCAAACGGCGACAGCAACAGGAGCUGGAAGCCUUGGUGAACUCCAGAAGUGCAAGACGGGUAGCAGUUCGAGUUUUAGUUCAUCCCGAUGAACAUCUCAGAGCUUUGCCGGUGCCCAGAUCGGAUCAGCUCCUCCGGCGAUCCGUAGACUCUCAAGUUUACCCCUUGAAUAAAACCCUGAGUGGUUUCCCAUACUAUUGUCUACCUUACCAUCCAUUACUUUGUUCACCCUCGCACGCGGCUCAAAUCCAAGUCCAAGGAGCCCUACCAUGUCUCGAGCAAGAAGGAAAAGAUGUGCACGUGAAGAUCGAUGGCCAGAAAUGAAGACCUGGAAGAGGCGAAAAGAAAAUGGCGUCUCUCCCUUAAGAAACUCGCAAUAAAUCGCGUUAGGGUUGUCGUUUAUUUUUCUAAAGGUCCAGGAAAGUCUAUCGCGAGCAUGUUGCAAAUUAUGAACUGUCGAACCCGAUUACGUGAUGCAUGCAUUUUUAUUUAGUCCUAAUAACAUUAAGGCGACCUGAAAGUGGCAUCGAA